GCAGGUGUUAGCGGCCUGCCGAGUCUGAUAAGAAGCGCUCGUCUUUGCGUGCGCCACGUUGUCAGAGCAGAGAGAACCCUCAGCGACCAUGUCGGGACUCAACGCCUCUCUGGGCUACUUCCUGGCCUGCGUGGUUUUGGCGGCCUCCACGCGGACGCUGCUGAAAAAGUGGCCUCGGCUCGCCUUCCUGUCCGAGUUGUCUUCGUCGUUCAUGCUGGUGGCGUGCAGGCUGGAGGUCCAAACCAUCGUGGAGGUGGGCGAGUGGGCCGGGGGCUUGGGCCCGGACGUCACGCUGACCGUGUUGUCGGCGGUGCUGCUGGUCCACGGCGCGGUCUGCGGAGAUCAUUCGGGGAACCCCAGCGUGAGCGUGCUGAGGUUCCUCCAGCUGGACGCCGCUCCGGCCGCCACCGUCCUGGCCGUCGCAUCCCACUUCCUGGGGGCCCACCUGGCCAAGUUGGCGGCCGAGUACUACUGGAGUCUGGAGCUGACCGACAUGCACAUGAUCAAGAACCUGAUGGCCAGGGAGUGCAGCACCUCGCUGCUGGUCUCGCCGACGCAUGGCUUCUUCACCGAGGGGGUGUGCGCGCUCCUCUUUCACCUGGCGCACCUCUUGCUGAGACGGAGGGCCGCGCUCAUCCGGGUGCUGUUCGGAGCCGCGCUGCUCACCUUCCUGUCACACACAGCCAAAGGUUACACGUCAGGUUACGUCAAUCCUUCGCUAGCUUACGGGCUCACUUUUCAAUGUCCUGGAUUCACUUUCACCGAAUACGCUCUUGUCUACUGGCUGGCCCCAAUCACAGGAAUGAUCUUGGCCCUCCUCCUGUACAUGGGCCACAUCCCAAGGAUCUUUGCCAAGAACCUGCUCUAUUUUCACAAGACGCGUUUCCGUGUGCCCAAAGGAGGAGAAAAAGAAAAGAAGAAAUGAACGACAUUUGUCAUUUUAUUUUAUAGCAAUACACCCUUCAAAGGCCACGACAUCAAGAACAAAAAAGUUAGCAAAAUGUCAAUACAAAACAUUUGCUGGUUGUUUUCAAUAAAAUAAAUAAAACAA
Phycodurus eques (leafy seadragon) is the source of this 1051-nucleotide messenger RNA. It is a transcript of the gene aqp12, whose product is annotated as aquaporin 12. Gene Ontology annotation, cellular component: cytoplasm. Gene Ontology annotation, molecular function: channel activity. The record is from RefSeq and is a predicted model, not a curated record. Lineage: Eukaryota; Metazoa; Chordata; Actinopteri; Syngnathiformes; Syngnathidae. The coding region runs from base 89 to 925 and encodes 278 amino acids. The transcript has 3 exons.